AGCGUUAUUUUAGUGUUUGAGCUGUAACGUAUCCACUCUUUUAGACUGCAGGGACACAACUUGAUGACUCAGUAGUGUUUUCGCACGCUAUUUUGCCACUAAAAUAGAAAUAAACUGAGAGCUCAAAUCUGGGAGACCGAUGGAGCGCAGUUUGUAUGGAUACAGAUGAGGCACGAUGCUAGCUGGCUAACUAGCUCCAGAGGAAAUGGUGAGCGUCAACGUGAUCUACUGAAGAACAGAAACAAGAAGUCGAUCCACUGACAUGGAAGGCAACGGAGAGAUCAGUGACACUGACAGCGGCAUUAUCCUUCAUUCAGGCUCUGACAGCCCAAUGACACAUACAAAAGAUGUGACCACGCACACACGAGCCAUGAAGCUCAAACACCAGGAUCUCCAGAACCGGCUGGAGAUCUGCCUGCUGGAGCUGAAGAAACUCUGCAUCCGAGAAGCUGAGUUGACAGGCCGGCUGUCAGAUGAUUACCCCCUGCUGCCAGGAGAGAAGCCUCCGCAGAUUCGCAGACGUGUUGGAGCUGCGUUUAAACUGGAUGAUCAAAGCAUCCCACGAGGAGCAGAGGAGUCAGAACUGAGUUUGGUGGAUGCUGAGUUGGCACUUCAGAUGAAGAUAUAUGAGGCAGCACGCAAGCUCUGUGAGGAGGAUCACCUGAGCAAGGCUGUUAAAAAGAGCCGUUUACAGCAGUGCAAGAGAGAGGAGAAAAAACUGAAACGGCUCCAAGAGUCAGCCUUUAAGCUGCGACUGGAGCAUGGCCGAUCAUCACCACUCCCUGCUUUUAAUAUUGCACAACAUGAUCUGGGAACAUCUGAUGACAGCUCUCUGUCUGAUUCUGUCGUACAAGAUGAAGAGGUGACAAGUCAGUCGUCACAGCUGUCCUCGGGACUCCCAUAUCCAGGAGAGACUGAUCCUCCCCCGCCUCCCAUUGCGUCUGCACAGACCUUCAUAAACGGCUCCUACAUGUCUCCAUCUGUGGCCCCUCAGACCCUGCCACUGACCCCAAGCCAGUCCCCCCACCCGAGCCUUGACUCUACGAUGAGUUUUAACUCAAACCCCGAUUGUGACCUUCCCCCCAUCCAACACUCUCCAUGGACAGAGUCUAGUCUCGACCAACCUUACCAGAAAAGCAGGAAGUCACGCUCCUCCAGCAAGACAAGCAGUCCCGCCAAGAGUGAAGUGUUGCCACCAUUCGAGGCUUGCUUUGCCUCCCAUCUGAAGCUGUGCCGCUCCCAGUCAAGCAGCAUGCCUUCCACACCAGAGAUGCGUGUGCACAGACAACUUUCCCUCCGGAUAUCCAACCCUGAGACUUCAGGUGAAAGGGACCGGGGACGCACCAGAGGUCCAAGGAGACGGUUGACAGAAUACGCAAUAACCUUACCAGAGACUCCUCCCCCCACGGUGAACUAUGGAAACCCUGUUAACUCUGAGGACAGCAACUCUGAACACUCGUCUACAUCUUACAACAGCUCACCGUCUCAGGAGUUGCCCUCUGAUUUGCCCAAACAGUAUCAGUCUGCAUUCCCGCACUCUAGCCCAGUUGGCAGUUAUAGACCUCAAGCCUUCUCACGCUCUGGCUUCUACCAUAAUCCCAGGCACCAGUCCAGCCCCAGCUUCCACAAAACCUAUUACAAUGAAGAAGUGGUCUACAAACCAGAGCUGGACUUGGCACGGAGCUAUUACGCCCCGCAGGCUCCCUGUCCUCCCAACAGAUAUGAGUAUUACUAUAAAGAUGCUGCUGUGCCCCACCAGAGACCACAGAGGCCUUUGCCUCCUGAUGUCAAACACGCCCCUUCCCCGGCGCAGUGGGACCAUCCACACUACCGCUCCGGAGGUCUCACACAACAGGUGGUGACUGAACAGCUCAAAUCAUGGCACCGGCGCAGUCAGCAGCUCAAAGCACCCAGGUCUCGCUCACUUGACAGACAGGGAGCAGUCAGAGUUAAAAACAUGACGCUGCGGGAGGUGACCUGCCACCAAAAUCAGAAGUACCAUGAACAGGUUGUCCAAAGAAGGGCUCUUCAUAGAGCUGUGGAUGACACCCAAGGGCACUGGGUUGUAGAUGAUGGCUCUCACUUUGUAAGUCAAGUGUAAAUCGAAGCCGCAAACUGAACAUUUGAACUCAGAUGCUGCAAAUGUAUUCAUUCCCAAUUAACCAAAGUGAAGUGGGAAAAAAAUCAAGUCGAAUUAACAGUUUACUCCCAUUUAUAAAAACAACACUGUUUUUAUGAUUCCUGUUAACAUAGCUGCCUGUAUUUGAGCAUAUAGAAGGAGGAUGAAAAUACUUAGAACAUUUGGCAAUAUAAUACGAUCUAGUGCAACUCUAAUGCAAACUACAGCUACAACGGCUUACUAUAAAGUUGAAUUGAACACCUGUCUGGCACAGUCACGGUAAAGUUUGUUGCAGAGCAGUUUUAUUGGGUUUAGAGCACAUAUGUAAAGUGUAUCUGUUGUUUUUGUCCACUCUCUUUAUGUCUCAGUUACAAAUUAAGCAUUGAACUGAAUGCUUGUCACUGUUUUAAACUGUGUUCCAACAAUAUUGCACAUUGUAGUGAGUCUAUGAGAAAUGUGAACGUUUUUAAAGGAAGUUUUCACAUGUAACUAACUUUACAGUCAUAGUGAAGUUACACUCACAUGGAUUAUGAUUUAUGAAUGAAUUAUGAUGAUUUUGAGAUAGUCACAUGUAAAGUCAACAAGAAAUUGCAAUCAUACAACAUAGUGCUGUAGUAGCUAUGGUUAUCUGUAGCCAAAAACACUGCCAAAUAAUCAAUUUUUUUGUGAGCAUGUUCUCAAGACAGAGAUGUAUACUUUUUGCAGUUUGGUAGAUGGAGAAUAAAAGUUCUCCUUUUCAUCCAGCUGUAUGAAGGAAAGAAAUUCAUUGUAAAAUAAUGUAUAUGAGCAAUAUCUCUCUUUUUUUAAACUGUGUAUAAUGUUGCGUUAGUUGUGUCACCAUGUCAGUGAACUUGAGCUGCUUGAAUUUAAGAUGCCAGUUCUUUCUUUUUAUGUACUUUUGGAGGCAGAUUUGUCUUGUUUUUAUACUUAAAUGUGUCUGUGACUCUGCCAGAUAACUUGAAUUACUAAUGGACUUAAUCAGCUAGUUGAAACUAGAUAGUAACUUACUCACAUGAGUUAUAAAGUAGCAAAUCUAACAAAAGCAGUCUCGAUGCUUGGCAGCUAUUAACGAGUUCAAUUAAAAUUGAAAUGUACUGAGCUUUAAUGAAACAGACACUAACAGUUUUGUUAGGACCAACACGAUUUCUACUAUGAACUGUAUUCGAAACACUGCCAAUAUGUGAUCCACAAUCUCUCUAUCAAACAAGUUUUUGAUGGUAAAUCAUUUUGCAGCAAAUUACUGCAGAUUCACUACACACUGACUGGUCUCUCUCCCCAGUGAUCUAUUUAUGUUUAUUUAUUGUGGUGUGCACCAUUGGACCCAUGGAGAGUCAGACUUGAAAAAAAGAAGACAUGAACCUAAGUUUGCAGAAUCCAGCAGCAAUUAAGACUGUUUCUAGUUGUGUAUAUACACACACAAACACACACACACACACACACACACACAUACAUCUAUAUAUAUAUAUAC
Plectropomus leopardus (leopard coralgrouper) is the source of this 3587-nucleotide messenger RNA. It is a transcript of the gene inavab, whose product is annotated as innate immunity activator b. The record is from RefSeq and is a predicted model, not a curated record. NCBI's taxonomy places the organism in Eukaryota, Metazoa, Chordata, Actinopteri, Perciformes, Serranidae. Gene Ontology annotation, biological process: positive regulation of protein ubiquitination; adherens junction maintenance.